Molecule: messenger RNA, 1833 nt
Organism: Carassius auratus (goldfish)
Lineage: Eukaryota; Metazoa; Chordata; Actinopteri; Cypriniformes; Cyprinidae
Product: LIM/homeobox protein Lhx1-like
Exons: 5
Coding region: 468-1676 (402 amino acids)
Biological process (GO): regulation of transcription by RNA polymerase II; neuron differentiation
Cellular component (GO): nucleus
Molecular function (GO): DNA-binding transcription factor activity, RNA polymerase II-specific; zinc ion binding; RNA polymerase II transcription regulatory region sequence-specific DNA binding
Source: RefSeq, a predicted model, not a curated record
UGAAGCAGAGCGAGAUGCAACUGGAAAUUACACACAAAUGAUCAGGGAUAUUAUGUGGCAUGCUUUGACUUGACCUUCUUGUACAACGAAUGAAACGCCUUUAGGAAAGUUAUUGUUUCUGUUCAAGCGUUGGGAGCACUGAAGAUUCCGCGCACUGGAUCGAUUUAAACAGAGAAUAAGUAACCAUUCAUCCCAUGUGAGAUUGAACUUACACUUCAGCUAAAGUUCUGAUUCAUCUUAAUGAUAAAGCAUCAACUUAUGUUUAAUCGUCUAAAGAGGAGCUGACACUUGUCGGAUUCUGUGCUGUAUCUUUAGGCAAAUCUUGGGAUGCUGUAUUGUAUUAUAUGCAUGCCAUACUUUUUUUUUUUACUUGGAUCAAGGACCACGUAGUGUUCUCUAACGUUUGGCAAGCAGAUUUUUGCCACUCACCAAGGACAAGCAAAACCUAGUGACUGGAGUCACAAAAAAUGGUCCACUGUGCGGGAUGCGAGAGGCCUAUUCAGGACAGAUUUCUGCUCAGCGUCUUGGAUAGAGCCUGGCACGCUAAAUGCGUGCAAUGUUGUGACUGUAAAUGCAAUUUAACUGAUAGAUGCUUUUCAAGAGAAGGACGACUAUACUGCAAAAAGGACUUUUUCAGACGUUAUGGCACUAAAUGCGGAGGCUGCGCGCAGGGAAUCUCGCCCAGUGAUCUAGUGCGGAAAGCGCGGAGCAAAGUCUUUCACUUGAACUGUUUCACCUGCAUCAUGUGCAAUAAACAACUUUCCACCGGCGAAGAACUGUACAUUCUAGAUGAACAUCAGUUUGUCUGCAAGGAGGAUUACAUAAAUAACAGCAUAGGAAAAGACACAAACCUUGCGUCAAUUUCUACGUGCAGUGACCCGAGCUUAUCUCCAGAAUCUCAAGACCCACAGGACGAUUAUAAAGACUCUGAGACCGGACACAUGUCGGACAAGGAGGUCUGCAACAACGAAAACGACGAGCAGAGUCUGGGUGGCAAGCGUCGCGGGCCGCGCACUACGAUCAAAGCCAAGCAGCUGGAGACUCUGAAAGCUGCCUUCAGCGCGACCCCUAAACCUACCAGACACACACGAGAGCAGCUGGCGCAGGAGACAGGCCUUAAUAUGAGAGUCAUUCAGGUGUGGUUUCAGAAUCGGCGCUCUAAAGAGAGGCGCAUGAAGCAGCUGAGCGCGCUGGGCGCCAGGAGACACGUGUUCUUCCGCGGUCCGAGGAGAAUGAGAGCCCUGGGCGAUCGCCUGGAACCUGGAGAGCUCAUGGCCAACGGCCUUCUCUCUUUUUAUGGCGCCUAUCAAGGUGAAUACUAUGGCCCGGGGUCAAACUACGACUACUUCCCGCAAGGUCCACCAUGCUCCCAAGCCCUGACUCCAGGUGAUCUAGGAUUCAUGCCCUCCUCUGGGCCAGCUGGAACCCCUCUAGGGAGCAUGGAGCACCAUCACAGAGCACACCACCCCUCCAAUGAGACACAAUGCUACAGUGAGAUGAUAUCACAUCACCCAGGGGACUCGCCCAGCCCAGACCCCAGCGCACCCGCCUCAAACCACAGUAUCUCCACUGACACGUGUGACUCCACUCCACCCUUCACAUCCCUGAACUCUCUCAGUGGCAAUGGAUACAGCAAUCAGCUGUCCUCAGAGAUGAACGAGGUCACAGUUUGGUAGCAAACAACAGACUAAUCAGGACACAAAGAUAUGGAUAUGAACUGUUCAUGUGUGAUUUUAUAGCAGCAAUAUUUAUAUUGAGUUAAUUUAUUGACAUAAUUGGCUAUUUAUUUGUUCAUUUGUUUAGCUAUUUAUUUAAUGUAUUUAUCUAUUUAAG